UUAGGCAAGAUGCAUCACUUGCUCUACCUUUACGCACUGACAAACGUAGCUACUGGCUUUACACUACUAUCGCCACUGCUUUCUCUGAUCGUACAGCGAGAAUGUAACACUCCCGGAAUUGUAGAUCUUCGUGUGUUGUUCGAUUCUUCGCUUGAAGUGGACAACAUCUUGAAACCUGCCACCAACCAUUCCAACCACUGUACGGGACCAAUCAUUCUUCAACAGCUAUUCAGCAACGUUUCCUUCGGACAUCAUCUACGCAAAACCCGACUGAACGUGGUGCAUAUUUCCAAUCUCACGGAAAACAAUCUGCAACAAAUUGGAACCUACAUUAAGCAGUCCGCCAACUAUGACUGGGGAGCGAAGUAUCUGUUCCAUCUACCCUCACUGACUGCGGAUCAGCUAAGUAACUUCACAGCAGUCGCAACCAUCCUUUCCGGACAACGGCUGUACAACAAUCUGUUUGCGAUCAAUCGUAAACAUCUCCUUACCUUUAACGUACUGAACAGCGCCAUUCAUCGCCACGAUCAGAUCCGUACGGCAGUGCAGGACCUAUUCCAGGAUAAGUUCCGCCAAAUGCAUCGCUACCAUCUGGAGGAUCUGAUCGAUGUAGAGAUUUAUCCGUUUCACUUCGUUAUUUACGGAAAAUUUAAGAUAUUCAACCGGGAAGCUUACUUCAUCACCAUGGCCGCCGAUCGGCUUAACCUGUCGAUGGUGGAACGUGAGGAUCAACUAAACUUGGUCUUCAAACAUCAGUUCAAGGAUCACGUAAAGGAAAACGGUAUCAUCGUCACCUACGGUCACAGUGAGGGAGAUUUCCGGCGCAUAUGGACGAACGAUAUGGAAGGUCUGUGCAUAGUGGUUCCGGCUGCGAAUAUUUUAACCAUUUUCAACGACCUGAUCGAUCCUUUCGAUCGGCACAUCUGGCUGCUAUGGUUCGUGUGUAGUGAGCUAACGGCUAUCGUUUGGACGGUUGUUAAGUGCGUUCAAUCUCCCACCGCUAGAACACCGAUCGCGUUCCUACAGCAGUACGGUGAACUUCAUCUGGUAUUGCUGCAGUGUUGCGUCCUUGCACCGCCAGAGCUUAAGCGGAUUCGCAAAAUAGAGCAGCUGCUUCUGUUUUGCUACAUUUUGGCCGUUUUCCACAUCGUCACGGUGUAUGUGUCUGUAGUCAUCUCCAAUCUAUCCACCGUACGAUAUGCUAACACACUUGACACCCUACAAGACUUGAUCGUUCAUCAGACUCCAAUUAUAGGCACGGAAACUCAGCUGCAAAUACUACGGCAACGUGCGUACAAUUUAAACUUCGAACCUCACGGAGAGUACGUAGCUACUGUAAUGGCGUGCAGUCAUGCACAGUUGGCGGUAAAACAUUCGCCCAACGUUUACAAGCUAAUACAGGAGCCCUUGAUUUCGCACUACAUCGUUUAUCUGCUGCACAAGGAGUCGAUCCUGCAGGAGGUGCUGGAGCGAUACGUUGCCCUGUCGUAUCAAGCCAACCUGUACCGGUACUGGGACAAUUUUAUCCUCCAAAAGGUACCGAUCGCCCGUGAUCGUACGGCAUUUAUGGCGGAUGUGAUUAAAUUUGACGAUAUUAUUUGGUUUUUCGUGCUGCUACCGGUUGGAGCAGCGCUAGGAAUGGUCGUUUUCCUGCUGGAGAUCGCAUGCUACCGCUUAACGGAGAGACGGUCAAAGGGAAUGUACAAAUAA
Molecule: messenger RNA, 1710 nt
Organism: Anopheles arabiensis
Lineage: Eukaryota; Metazoa; Arthropoda; Insecta; Diptera; Culicidae
Exons: 2
Coding region: 10-1710 (566 amino acids)
Source: RefSeq, a predicted model, not a curated record